AUGUUUGAAGCACGUCUAACCCAAGGUGCCUUACUUAAAAGGUUACUCGACUCAGUUAAAGAGCUUGUAACUGACGCGAACUUUGACUGUAGUGAAACGGGUAUCUCUUUACAGGCUAUGGAUAACUCUCAUGUCGCGUUGGUAUCACUGAUGCUUCGCGCCGAAGGUUUUAAUCCCUAUCGUUGCGACCGAGGUUUUUCUUUGGGCGUAAAUUUAAACUCUUUAAAUAAAAUAAUGAAAUGUGCUGGAAACGACGAUGUUAUUACACUUAAAGCUGAUGAUAGUUCGGCUGAUAGCUUGAGUUUAUUUGAAUAUGAAUUGAAAUUAAUGGAUAUUGAUCAAGAACAUCUUAGUAUUCCUGAAACGGAUUAUGAUGCUACCAUUAUUAUGCCUUCAAGUGAAUUUCAAAGAAUUUGUCGUGAUUUGAUGGUUGUGAGUGAAUCAGUUACCAUUGAUGUUUCAAAAGGUGAGAUAAAGUUUACUGCGGAAGGCGAAUUAGGAACCGGAAAUGUAAAGCUGAAACCGACUUCUACUAUCGACAAGCCUGAGGAAUCUAUUACAAUCGAAUUGGGUCAAACGGUUUCUCUCCAAUUUUCUCUUAAAUAUCUAUCAAACUUUACGAGAGGUACUCCUUUAUCUGAACAAGUAAUGCUUUGUUUGUCGGAUAAUAUGCCUUUACUUGUAGAAUAUAAAAUGGACAUCGGUUAUAUCCGAUAUUACCUUGCCCCCAAAGUUGGUGAUGAAUAG
This is a messenger RNA of Dentiscutata erythropus, 747 nucleotides long. NCBI's taxonomy places the organism in Eukaryota, Fungi, Glomeromycota, Glomeromycetes, Diversisporales, Gigasporaceae. The record is from the annotation of a GenBank genome assembly.